This is a messenger RNA of Cucurbita moschata (crookneck pumpkin), 1104 nucleotides long. RefSeq names its product F-box protein At1g78100-like. The record is from RefSeq and is a predicted model, not a curated record. Gene Ontology annotation, molecular function: protein binding. NCBI's taxonomy places the organism in Eukaryota, Viridiplantae, Streptophyta, Magnoliopsida, Cucurbitales, Cucurbitaceae. Bases 14 to 1084 code for a protein of 356 amino acids. The transcript has a single exon.
UACGGUGUUUCCAAUGGCGGAAGUUCAAGAACAAGAAGCUUCUUCUUCAAUUCGCGUCGCCGGUGACGGCUUCGACUCUCUUCCCGAUUCCCUCGUUCUUGUGAUAUUUAACUUUGUCUCCGAUGUCAAAUCCUUGAUCCGUUGCAGAGCCGUUUCGAAGCGCUUCAACUCCCUCGUUCCUCAUUCCGAUUCCCUUUUUCUCAAGAUCGACUAUACCGUUUCCUCCGAUUCCGAGUCCGAUCCCGAUUCUGAUUCCGAUUCCGAUUACGUUCCAAACUCCAAAUUAUUCGACUUCUUCAAAACUACCUUGGAAUCGUUCUUCUAUUUUAUGUCCCCUGUUUUCCUCAAAUCCAAAUCGCAGACGUCUCCCGCGCAAAUCCUCCGCCAGUUCCACCGGAUCCAGCGCCUCCAGAUCGAGUUUCCGACUAAGGACCUUGAAGUUGCGAGAGCCGUUAAAUGGAGAGCGGAGUUCGGUGAAACGCUUAGGAGCUGCGUGAUUUUGAGUUUUCACAAGAUUAGGAAAUUCGAUGGUCGGGCGAUGAUGGCUGUGGAUGAUUUCGGUGUCAAUUUCUUCCCAAGGAUGGAAGCGAGAGUGACCUGGUUGAUGCGCACUCUGAUAACGGCGUUGGCGAGGCACCACGUGAUGGUGGAGGUGGUGGUGGAGCAUUUGGAGAUGAAUCAUCUGGUGUUGAGAGACGAGGGAGGGAAUGGUGUGGUGGUGAUCGAGAAGAAUGGUUUAGACGAUAUUAGGAGAUCGAGAGUUUGCGGCGGCGGCGACGGCGGAGAGACAUCGGAGAGACGGACGGCGGAGAGGCGGACGUUGAGAACUAGAGUACCGAGAACGACGGUUAGGAUGAAGUACUGGCCAUUGCUCGAUCUCCAGCACGGGCUAUGUAUGGAGGACGCUACGUUGGUGGUGGUGAGGCCCACUGGAAAUGCCAGCGAGGAUGAAACUGCUGACAUGGGGAAAGAAGACGCUGACUUGGCACUGAGCGCAUUUGAAGAUAAUGAUAUGUACACAGUCGCCGUGGCAGCGUUGUUGACGAAGGGUACUAGGCUUAAGAUGGGGAUAAACUCUUUCUAGAUUUUCCUCUCUUUUCUUUU